AUGAUUUCGAUUUCGAUUGUCAUCCUCUUAGAUCAAAGAACGCAUUUCCCCCCAAGUCCCUAUUUCAACACCAAUGCAUCAUCAUCCACUCACCCCAAAAUCCACCCUCUCGAUUUACCGCCUUCCCCCAAGGACCAAUUUCCAAAACAUCAGGUGGUCGAUAAAGAAUUCGCAAACAUGCAUCCACGUCUGCCUUCACUUGCUUCAGCGAUUGGAUCAACUGUUAUGCAUUCUGGCGGUAUCAAUAUUCGCUCCUUGCUCUCUCCACCCGAAUCUCCCGACAAGGAAACCUCCUUUGAAGAACAAUCUCACGCUUGUUCUCGUCGGCAUCAUAAUCAUAAUCACCAUGACAACUGUGUCCGAGCACCCUCGACCAUCCAUCGAUCACCCCCGACCAUCCAUCGAUCACCCCCGACCAUCCAUCGAUCACCCCCAACACCAUCCACGAUGUAUCAAAACUUACCAUAUCCCACCUAUUCCCAACAACAAGAACACGGAUAUUCACGGAAUCGAGAUUGUGAUGAUUACUCGACUUCCCAUAGCGUCCUUCAAUCUACGCUCACACCACCCGAGCACAGAUCAACAUCCUCUGUAACCACUGCGCCUGCCACAUCCACACCACACCAAGAAAUUCCGGUAUCACUUGUCGGUGGCGGAUCGGACAGAGCGAGAGCAACCUCGCCGAAUGAUAACAUGUCCACCUCAAAUUGUGAGGUACUUAAAAAGCAAGUGGAAAUAAAAGAUGAAAUCAUAAGGUCCAAAGAAGAAAAAAUUUCACGCCUGCAGGAAUCGUUAAUCAAAAUUCAACAGGAAUUGAUCAAGGUGUUGAAGGUGAAGAAUGGAAAUAGUGGCGACCAAAUGGGCUCACCAUCAUCCCAAAUUCCUGCUUCAAUCAUUCCAAUAAGCAUCGAUGAUACUACCACUUCGCGAUCCUUAAUUGAUAUAGAAAAUAGUGAAAGUGAAUCGGAAUGGUAUCAACCAAGUUUGAGGAGAGAAUUCCGGGUGUAUAUUGGGCACGUGACUGACAUCACAAAGCAAAGACUGAAGAGGGAGCUGGAAGAAAAUUUCGGGCAAGUGGUCGAAGUCGAAAAGAUAAUAAAUAAGAAUUGUGCGUUCGCAACAUUCGCAACGCGAGAAUCAUACAACAUGGCCAUCAAUCGAGGUAUCAUAUAUGUGGAUGGUCAUGAUUGUUGCAUUGAACAACCAAGACCUAGAAAUAAUGAGGAUUUUGAAAAUAAAGGGAGGAGGAGACGUAAAGGAUGA
Acaulospora colombiana is the source of this 1263-nucleotide messenger RNA. The record is from the annotation of a GenBank genome assembly. NCBI's taxonomy places the organism in Eukaryota, Fungi, Glomeromycota, Glomeromycetes, Diversisporales, Acaulosporaceae.